AUGGAGCUUUCAAUUCUCGGGCGACCGGUCACCAAACCCAGACUUCACAUGAUCAUUGGCGGACUGGUUUUGCUUGUCUUCAUUUUGACAAUUUCACGCUUGGCCAUCAAAGGAACACCAUCAACCAGAGCGAAUAGUUGGGGGAUCGCAGUGUGCCUCAAAUCGGGAAUAUUUCUCGCCUAUCAGAUGCUGACAGCCCACGUUGAACGAUUCAAGAAAUGGGCAAGUACAAAAGCAAAUAUGAUAUUAAACAUUGUCGACACCGUUUUCUGGCUUGCACUGUUUAUCAUCACAAUCAUGGCAACGAUGGGAGCCACUAGUGAGGCUAGUCGAGCGUUGGGUGGUAUCAUAGCCACAUUGGUUGCUAUAUUACUUAGUCUCGAUGGAAUGCUUUCUUAUAUUUCUAUUCUUGAGCGUCGCUAUCACAAGCAUCAUUCAUCGCCACCAUCAGACAUGGAAGGGAAAUGA
Molecule: messenger RNA, 468 nt
Organism: Penicillium manginii
Lineage: Eukaryota; Fungi; Ascomycota; Eurotiomycetes; Eurotiales; Aspergillaceae
Exons: 3
Coding region: 1-468 (155 amino acids)
Source: RefSeq, a predicted model, not a curated record